Messenger RNA from Striga asiatica, 378 nucleotides. The record is from the annotation of a GenBank genome assembly. NCBI's taxonomy places the organism in Eukaryota, Viridiplantae, Streptophyta, Magnoliopsida, Lamiales, Orobanchaceae.
AUGGCGAUGAGCCAAGGCUUGGAGAAGAAGAAGUUGGAUCAGGAGGAUUGGGGCUUUUCUUCUUCGAGUUCCCCAAUUUCGGCUCGACGACGCGACGGCGGUGACAGAUUCGUUCAGCCGAACAAUCUGUGCUCGAGGUAUUUCUCGUCGGGCCUGAAAUCAGAAUUCUUGAGGACACCGGAGUGCAGGAGGCCGGGCAGACAGAGAAGGUGCAGAUUAUACAAGGAGAAAAAGAUGUUUGUUCCCAAUGGUUGUCCCUCAAAGAAACUUUUAUGGGAACAUAAGAUUCAGGAGAUAAUGAAACAAAUUGGUGCUUGGCUUCAUCCCUCAAAUUUUGGGACACAAAACUUAGAGGCAGUUCACGACAAGAAGAGAUAG